Calliphora vicina (urban bluebottle blowfly) is the source of this 5912-nucleotide messenger RNA. Its product is annotated as helicase ARIP4. The coding region runs from base 599 to 5629 and encodes 1676 amino acids. The transcript is spliced from 7 exons. Gene Ontology annotation, cellular component: nucleus. The record is from RefSeq and is a predicted model, not a curated record. Gene Ontology annotation, molecular function: ATP-dependent chromatin remodeler activity; ATP hydrolysis activity; ATP binding. NCBI's taxonomy places the organism in Eukaryota, Metazoa, Arthropoda, Insecta, Diptera, Calliphoridae.
GAAUUAUACGAGAGAAUUGUAAAUUACAGAAAAUAAAUAAAAAUAUGUCAAAAAUAAACUUUUAUAAUAAUUAUUAAGGCGAACCCUUAAAGAAUACAGUUUAAAUCAAUUAAUUUAAGUAGUUUAGUGGAAAAGUGUAUAAAUUUUAUUUAAUCAAAAGGUGUGAACGAACCACAGAAGUUUUGCAGAGAAAAAGUCUGUAUCAUAAAGUAGUCAAUAUGUAUCUGUGAAGAAUGUUGAUAGUUUUUCUUUCAAUCGCAAAUUCAGUUCACUUGAAAAAAAAUCAAUUAGUUUACUUGAAAUAGAAGUAUGUUAAUAAUUGUUAAUUGUGUAAAUUUGGGAUGAAUUCUCAAGAAAAUGGAAUGAAAAUCGAAUUAAUAUCUACUCACUCGCCUCACCCUUGUAAUGAAUAAAUCUGUAUCUUGUAGUUGUCAUACACUAGUUUGUAUGUACAUAAUUAAAAAAUAGGAGCAAAGAAAAAUUGUGUGAAUCGAGUCCAAGAAUAAAGUGGAUUCCUAAGAUCGCAUUGUAAAUACUAACGUUUAAAAAUACUGUAAAAUUGUAAGAAUAUUGAAAUCUAACUGCUGAAGAACUAGACAUGGAUAAUACGGACAAAAUAAACUAUAUGGUUAAUAACCCGGUUGACAAUCCAAUGGCAGAGGCUUUAAAACAGCAGGAUGCAUUUAAUCAGCAUUUAACAAACAUACACCAAUUUCCAAGUGAUGAUCCGCUAAAUAAUGAGUUAACAAAUGUCCAGAAAAUGUCAUCCAAUAACGGUAGCAUGUUUGUUAGUUGUGAUGCCCCCAUAGCUACUACUACUACUAGUACAGGUACGCUUGAUUGUCCAAAAGCAACCAGUAGCCCUACUUCUUCUCUGUUAAAACAUGAGAUGCCUGCAGAUGUCGAAAUACCUCCAGUAUAUCCAAACGAUAUGUGCGAGAGUCAGAAGCGUAAAUCGCCCGUCGAACCAAAUGUCGACGUGAGUCAUUUGGCAAAAAAACAACAGCUUUGUCAGUUAGCAGAGGAGAAGAAAAAGUCUAGUUUGAGGAAAAAUAUUCGAGAAGUUAUGGACACUAACCAGUUGGAUACGAACACGUUAAGGGCACAGCAUGAAGAAUCCGAACGUUUGGCCCGUGUAGCCGAGCAGCAGAAACUUCUAAGAGAAUAUCAACAGAGAGAAGCUGUAUUAACCCAUUUCGAUCGUUUUGUUAAUGAACACAGAGUACGGGACCCCGCCGAUCUUAUACCCGAACAGAAAAAGGCCAACUUACAUAAAGUUCCGGAAGAGAAUGAUGUGAAGGUAGAACAAACAGCUACCUGUCAAUCAUUUGAGAGUACAGAAACAGAAACUGAUACAGAACCGGUUAAGAGUGCUGAAGACAAAGAAGAUGCGGUGCCGGCUGAAGUCGUUACCAUCGAAGACAGCUCUGAUGACGAUGACUGCAUCGUGUUGUCAGACGACGAAGCCGAACUAGAAGAAGACAACGAAAACGAUGAUCCGCACAAUAGCGGCAUGCAUGUCAAGGAUGAGUUUAAUGUGCCCGAUCACUUGGGUCGAGUUGUUAUCAAUGUGGGCCACCCCGAGGACGAAGAAGACAUAUUUAUAGCCCCACAAAUAGCCCGCACCAUUAAACCCCAUCAAAUCGGUGGAGUUCGUUUUCUAUUCGAUAAUAUAAUUGAGUCGAUUAAACGUUUCAAAAGUUCGGGGGGAUUUGGUUGCAUUUUGGCCCAUUCAAUGGGACUUGGCAAGACCCUCCAGGUUGUUUGUUUUAGUGACAUAUUCCUAAGGUAUACCCCAUCAAAACACGUCGUAUGCGUAAUGCCCAUAAAUACCCUACAAAACUGGUUAGCAGAAUUCGACAUGUGGAUACCAAAACAGUCUGACAAUCCCGAAUACAUUAGACCGCGACACUUUGAUGUCUUUGUACUUAACGAUCAACAAAAGACUCUCACAGCCAGAGCCAAAGUAAUUUUGCAAUGGAAGGAAAGAGGCGGAGUUUUGCUGAUUGGCUACGAACUAUAUCGGCUUUUAGCACUUAAACUAAGUACGGCCGGGAAACGUCGCAGUAAAAAAUGUCAGACUGCGAAUGAUAAUUUCACCGAAUCUCGCAGUCGCGUCAUGGAUGAAGUGUACGAAGCUUUGGUGAAACCAGGGCCCGAUUUAAUUAUCUGUGAUGAAGGUCAUCGUAUUAAGAACGCUCAGGCAGGCAUUUCACAGGCCCUUAAGCAAAUUGGAACUCGCCGACGAAUUGUCCUCACCGGUUACCCUUUGCAGAAUAACUUACUCGAAUAUUGGUGUAUGGUUGAUUUUGUACGACCCAAUUACUUAGGCACAAGAACCGAAUUUUGCAAUAUGUUCGAAAGACCAAUCCAGAAUGGACUCUGCAUUGAUUCUACGCCGGACGACAUAAAACUAAUGCGCUAUCGUGCACAUGUCUUGCACUCGUUACUUGUGGGCUUUGUUCAAAGGAGAUCACAUACAGUACUACAGCUUUCAUUGCCCGAGAAGCAGGAAUUUGUGAUCCUUACCCGCAUGUCGGAGUUACAGAAACAAUUGUACGACACAUUCAUGAAUGACAUUGUGCGUACAAAGAAUGUACCCAAUCCACUUAAAGCAUUUGCAGUAUGUUGCAAAAUCUGGAAUCAUCCAGAUGUUUUGUACGAUGCUAUGAAGAUGGCCGAUUCCGGUUUAGAUUGGGACAUUGAAGAAGUCGAUGAUAUACCGAUUGCAUCAAGUGUAAAUAAAAAUGGCUUCCCACCGCCUGUGCCUGCGACAACUGCUUGCCUUCCUCUUAACACCGAUACACCUUUAACACCGUCUGAAACACAAACGUAUCAGCCGAUCUUAAAAUCCUCCAUUCAUGAUUCUGAAACAAGCACGCCUUUAUCUGUACAACAAUUGCAAAAUCAAAAUGAUCUAAAGGACACAUCACAAGCAAUUGCACAGACACUUUCUGCAUCAGCCACGAAAACUAACAACUAUCAAGGGCCAUCGCUUUUUUCAGAAAUGAAUCAGUUUGAAAAUCCUACUCUCAAUACUGUACCCUACAAUCCGGACAUGCAAUCAUCAUAUUUUUCCUAUCCGACUAUGAUGAGUAGCAUGGGUCGCCCGUUGCAACCCAACUAUGUGGGUUGUAUGCUUAAGCAAACUGCCCACGAGACAAGUAAUGCGGACGACUCGCACAAUUCGUCAUCGGAAAUAGUCGAUUUGGAUACAAAUGAAAUUCGAACGAUCGAAACCGACAUAGACAUGGACAAAAAUAUCCCAUUAAAUAAAGACGAUAAAAGCGAUAAACCGAACGCAUCAAUUGAUAACGAUAAAUCAGAGACGGACAGUCAUUUUAGUAGUUCGAUUGGAGCUUCCGAAAAUAAUGACGUCGAACAAAAGAAGGGCUCUGAAAAGAUCACGUACGACUGGGCGAUGAAAUUUAUGAAGAAAUAUGAACCUGGUCUCAUUUCGAACUCUCCUAAAAUGGAAAUAUUUUUCUGUAUUCUCAACGAAAGCGUUUGCAUAGGCGAUCGUGUUUUAUUGUUUAGCCAAAGUUUACUAACAUUAAAUCUUAUCGAGAAAUUGCUGCAGGCCAAUCGUAUUCCUGGUGAGGACACUAAUUGGACAUAUAACAAACAUUAUUUUCGUUUAGAUGGUUCAACAACUUCUCAAGAAAGAGAAAAGUUUGUCAAUGAAUUCAAUUCGAACACAAAUGUCAAGUUGUUCCUGAUCUCAACAAAGGCUGGAUCGUUGGGCAUCAAUCUAGUAGGAGCCAAUAGAGUUAUUAUCUUCGAUGCAAGUUGGAAUCCUUGUCAUGAUACACAAGCUAUUUAUCGGAUUUAUAGGUAUGGCCAGCGAAGAGCUUGUUUUAUAUAUCGUUUGGUUAUGGACAGAUGUUUGGAAAAGAAAAUUUAUGAUCGACAAAUAAAAAAACAGGGCAUGUCUGAUCGUGUGGUCGAUGAAUGCAACCCUGAUGCCCACCUUUCCAUAAAGGACGUUACCAAUCUAUGCUACGACUACGACGAUGACGAUGACAAAACAAAUACCUUCGAAUAUAUAAAGCCUUUGGAUACCUAUACGGACACAAUAAUGAAAAUCAUUUUAACCGAAUACAAAACAUGUUUAACCAAAGAACCAUUCUUCCACGAAAGUCUAUUAAUUGAUCGCAAAGGCGAAAAACUAUCACAGGCCGAGAAGAGAUUGGCACAUCGCAGCUAUGAAAUGCAAAAGAAGACUUCAGCUAAACAAACAGUUUAUUCAAACUCUAACAGAAUCCAAUAUCAGACUGUGCGCAAAGAUGGUUCUUUAAUUACCCGACCAGUCGCUUCGGUUCGUCCCAUACAGGCACCCAGGAGUCAAACAACUCAAAAGAAUAGCAGUGGCCUAAGAACUACCAGGUGGAUACCGGCAGAAGUGUGGCAAAAACAGGGAAUGACUGCCCAAGAAAUGUCUUUACCACUAGAUGUUGUCAUACCAACAAACUCAAGCAAUAAAUCAAAAAUUAUAAUCAAGGCUGGCCAAAGGGUAAUGGUACUGAAAUCGGCCAAGGGCAUUUACAUGCAGCUAGAUAGCGGGAAAAUAAUAGCUAUAAGGACUUUAAACAAACCGAACGUUGCGACAACGGAAAAAAGUGAUGUUAUUGAUAUAACUGGAGAAUCGGAAACUGCAUCGUCGAAAGAGUCGCCAAAGACUGAGAAAUCCGAAACUGAUAAUGCAUCAUCACCUGCCAAUAAAGAUGCCGAUUUAAAGCUAAAUAAUGGAAACGGUAAUCAAAAUGAUGAAGCGCCAAAGGAAGCAUCCAAUCAAUUAAAUCUAUUCAAUAGUUCUACUAAUGUGGACACAAAUGUUUUCAACAACAAUAACACAUCAAUAGAAUCAGAAAAUAAGUCUAAAUCGAAUCUAAUGAUCAGAGCAAACAAUGAUACUCAAGAACAAAGUACAUCACUGCAUUUUAGUCAGCGACAACAGACACAAAUUCAGCAACAACCAGCUCAACCCGUGCAAUCACAAUCGCAACCACAACAGCAGCAGCAGAAUUCGCAUGUUUCUCAUACUCAAACACUUAACGAACAGCAACAUUUGCAAUCAAAUCCUCCACAGAUUCCAACUCAAACUCCAACUAUUUCGCAAACGCAGCUAAUGCAUUCUCAACAGCCGACAGCUUACAGCCAACAUCAAACAUAUGCCUACACACAACAUCCAACAUUGCGUAAUUCAGCCGCUCAUUAUACCGCCGUUCGAGCAGGCGAUAUAAAUACAUACAAUUCCUAUCCACAAACACCACAGUAUACAGACUACCCAUCUUAUGGAUCUCAGCCACAAAGCACACGUUAUCAUCCGACCAGUAGUAAUUCGUCUCACACAAACAUUGCUCCCGUGGUUCAUCCCCCACCCCCUCCACCUCCUCCCACAAAUCCCCAAACUGCAGCAGCCUCGCAUCCACCAUCGCUUUCAGAUUUCUACGGAUCAUACUAUCCGCAAUGGUCGACAUUUAUGUUAACAGCGCCUACCCAAACGUCAAAUGAUAAUCCGCAUUUGAUGCAUAGCACAUAUCCACCACUUGCAGCUCAACCUCACUCACAUUCCCAUCAUGCCAAAGUGCAAUCAAAUUCCCAUCCCUGGCCACAAUAUCAUCCAUAAUAGUAAUAAUAUAAAUUCCUAUAUCAACAUAUAGGAUCGAUCACAUUUUACACACUCACACUCCCACACACACAAACACACACCACACGUUUGCAACAUACAAACCCAUACAACAAUUUACAAUUUAUAAAUAAAUUUAUAAAAACUUUUACUUUAAACAAAAACAAAAAAACAAUUAUCAUAAUUAAUAUGAAUAUAAUAAGAAUACAUUCAAACAAAUACCUAGCUUAGUAAUAAUUGAAAUUAAAUUAAUAAAGUAAAAUAAUAAUUUUAAAAGAUACAA